This is a messenger RNA of Hibiscus syriacus, 3465 nucleotides long. Its product is annotated as AP-4 complex subunit epsilon-like. The transcript is spliced from 11 exons. The coding region runs from base 74 to 2974 and encodes 966 amino acids. The record is from RefSeq and is a predicted model, not a curated record. Lineage: Eukaryota; Viridiplantae; Streptophyta; Magnoliopsida; Malvales; Malvaceae. Gene Ontology annotation, cellular component: AP-4 adaptor complex; membrane coat. Gene Ontology annotation, molecular function: cargo adaptor activity. Gene Ontology annotation, biological process: intracellular protein transport; receptor-mediated endocytosis.
AAACCAUUCCUCGAAAUUAUCCGAUUUCUGGGUGUAGAUCUAAUCUCAACGCCGGAGGGAAAAGUGAACUGAGAUGGAGCAAUUGAAGACGAUUGGCAGGGAGCUCGCUAUGGGCUCCCAAGGCGGAUUCUACCAAUCCAAAGAAUUUCUGGAUCUGGUCAAGUCCAUCGGCGAGGCUCGAUCCAAGGCCGAAGAAGACCGAAUCGUUCUCGGCGAGAUCGAGACCCUCAAACGCCGCGUCUCCGAGCCCGACAUACCCAAGCGCAAGAUGAAAGAGUACAUCCUCAGAUUGGUUUACGUCGAGAUGCUCGGACACGAUGCUUCCUUCGGCUACAUUCACGCCGUUAAGAUGACUCACGACGAUAGCCUUCUCGUCAAACGGACCGGGUACCUGGCCGUCACCCUCUUCUUAAACGAAGAUCAUGAUUUGAUCAUUUUGAUUGUCAAUACCAUCCAGAAGGAUUUGAAGUCGGACAAUUACUUGGUAGUCUGUGCCGCCUUGAAUGCCGUUUGCAAGUUGAUCAAUGAGGAGACGAUUCCUGCCGUGUUACCGCAGGUUGUUGACUUGCUCGCGCAUCCUAAAGAGGCUGUACGGAAGAAAGCCAUCAUGGCUCUCCAUCGCUUUUAUCAGAAAUCCCCCUCUUCCGUUUCGCAUCUCGUCUCCAAUUUUCGCAAGAGACUUUGUGAUAAUGAUCCUGGAGUUAUGGGUGCAACCCUCUGCCCACUUUUCGAGCUUGUAUCAACUGAUGUUAAUUCUUACAAAGAUUUAGUCAUCAGCUUUGUAAGCAUUCUUAAACAAGUAGCUGAACGCAGACUGCCAAAGGCUUAUGAUUACCAUCAGAUGCCAGCUCCAUUUAUUCAGAUCAAGUUGCUGAAAAUUUUAGCCCUGCUUGGAAGUGGUGACAAGCAAGCAAGUGAAAACAUGUAUACUGUGGUGGGAGACAUAUUCAGGAAAUGUGAUUCGUCAAGUAAUAUAGGAAAUGCUGUACUCUAUGAGUGCAUAUGCUGUGUUUCCUCCAUAUAUCCCAAUCCUAAGUUAUUAGAGUCCGCAGCGGAUGCUAUAUCCAGAUUUUUAAAGAGCGACAGUCAUAACCUAAAAUACAUGGGGAUUGAUGCUCUUGGCCGAUUAAUAAAAAUAAGUCCAGAGAUUGCUGAGCAACAUCAAUUGGCUGUGAUUGAUUGCUUAGAGGACCCAGAUGAUACUUUGAAGAGAAAGACCUUUGAACUACUGUACAAAAUGACCAAGUCUACAAAUGUGGAGGUUAUUGUUGAUCGCAUGAUUGAUUACAUGAUCAGCAUUAAUGAUAAUCAUUACAAAACUGAAAUAGCAUCUCGAUGUGUUGAACUUGCGGAGCAAUUUGCACCAAGCAAUCAAUGGUUCAUUCAGAUUAUGAAUAAAGUGUUUGAGCAUGCGGGAGAUCUGGUCAAUAUUAAGGUAGCACACAAUUUGAUGCGGUUGAUUGCUGAGGGAUUUGGAGAGGAUGAUGAUAGUGCAGACAGUCAACUGAGAUCAUCUGCUGUCGACUCAUACUUGCACAUUCUUGGUGAACCAAAGAUACCAUCUGUUUUUCUUCAAUUAAUAUGCUGGGUCUUGGGGGAAUAUGGAACAGCUGAUGGAAAGUACUCAGCUUCCUAUAUAACUGGGAAGUUGAGUGAUGUGGCAGAGGCAUAUUCUAAUGACGAGACUGUUAAGGCAUAUGCAGUUACAGCUCUCAUGAAAAUAUAUGCGUUUGAAAUAGCGGCUGGGAGGAAAGUAGAUAUGCUGCCUGAGUGUCAGUCUCUAAUGGAACAAUUUUUGGCUUCUCACUCGACAGAUCUGCAGCAACGUGCCUAUGAACUGCAAGCAGUGAUUGGCCUUGAUGCUCAUGCUGUUGAGAGUAUUAUGCCAUCAGAUGCAAGUUGUGAAGAUAUUGAGGUUGAUAAGGCCCUUUCAUUCCUUAAUGGUUAUAUCCAAGAUUCAAUAGAGAAAGGUGCUCAGCCCUAUAUUCCUGAGAGUGAACGCUCUGGAAUGCUAAAUAUUAGCAAUUUUAGGAAUCAAGAUCACCAUGGAGCUUCAUCACAUGGUCUCAAGUUUGAGGCAUAUGAGCUUCCAAAGCAGACAGUGCAAUCGAGGAUUCCUCCAGCUACGCUUGCUUCAACUGAGUUUGUUCCAGUGCCUGAGCCAAUGAGUGUUAGGGAAAGCUACCCAACUACUAUUGUGCCAUCUGCAUCAUCAGAUGCAGAAUCAACAGAGCUCAAACUACGAUUAGAUGGAGUCCAGAAGAAGUGGGGUAGACAGACACACUCGCCUGCGACAUCUACCUCAAGUUCCACAUCCAAAAAAACAGUUAAUGGCAUCAAACAAGUUGAUGGAUCAAAUACUUCAAAUUCAAGUACUUGGGAAACCUAUGAUUCUAGGAAACAUGUUGAAAUUAAUUCAGAAAAGCAGAAACUUGCUGCUUCACUGUUUGGAGGUUCAUCGAAAACAGAAAAGAAGCCAGCUACUGGUCAUAAAAUCUCAAAGCCAAGCAGCCACAUGGUGGAGAAGUCUCAUGUGCGAAAGUCUAGUAUGGAAAUUGCAUCAGAAAAGAAAGCUCUCGUUCACCAACCUCCGGACUUACUUGAUUUUGGAGAACCAACAGUCCAAAGUAGUGAUCCUCCUUCAGUAGACCCAUUUAAAGAAUUGGAGGGUCUUCUUGAGCCAACAACUCAACUUGGCUCAACUGCUGCUGCUGCUACAAAUUCACCUGAUAUAAUGGGAUUGUUUACAGAAACACCUGGUGGCACACACAAUAAAGAUGACAGUGAUAUUUUAUCCAGUUUAUCAAAGCAGCCAGUGACAAAUAUGGUUGGUGGUGCUACAAGCACGCAAGUAGCUCAAAGUAGUAAGGGCCCCAACCGUAAAGAUUCAUUGGAAAAGGAUUCACUGGUGAGGCAGAUGGGUGUGACUCCAUCGAGUCCGAACCCUAACUUGUUUAAAGAUCUACUCGGGUGAAGUAAAUUUGGAAGGACCGACUUAAGUUUACAGCAAUGCAGUUUCAGUGUGGUUUCCUUCCAUUCAGCAUCUAGGUGAACCAUACGAGCAACGAGAUAUCACGAGCUGAUUUUCCGGAGAUAGUGAUCUUAAAAUCAUUCAGCCACCUCGAAUGAGGUUUAAGAGUCAGUACGGAUCAGUAGUUGUUGGAGACUUGAGAAGGCUUUUGUUUUUAUAAUUAUUGUUUCUAUUUUGUCAAAUUGGUUAGGGUGGUUGGCUAAAUAAAUAGCACAGCACGGCGGCCUUUCUCUGUCGUGAUUCUCGUGAAUGUGAGAUUUUGUGGCUGUUCCAACCGCAAGGCUUUCUAUAUGGGCUGCCUCAAUCCGAAAAACGGGGUUUUGCAUUGUAUGAUGUGAUAACAAAUAAAGAUACUUCCGUAUAAAUAAGAAGUGGUAUAUUAAGUUUUCUAUAUGCAUCAAAAUAUAGAUAUGGAUAUAGAAUAAUUAAUAGCA